Messenger RNA from Drosophila willistoni, 1058 nucleotides. It is a transcript of the gene Pex10, whose product is annotated as peroxisome biogenesis factor 10. Gene Ontology annotation, cellular component: peroxisomal membrane. Lineage: Eukaryota; Metazoa; Arthropoda; Insecta; Diptera; Drosophilidae. Bases 104 to 1009 code for a protein of 301 amino acids. Gene Ontology annotation, molecular function: zinc ion binding. Gene Ontology annotation, biological process: protein import into peroxisome matrix. The record is from RefSeq and is a predicted model, not a curated record. The transcript is spliced from 3 exons.
CAUUAACGUUAUUUUGUUUUUUCCUCCCGUUUUGUUUAUCUCGGGGCGCACUUUGAACAAUUGUCAAAUUGUGUAAGAUUUAUUUUCUUUCUGUUCUUCCCAAAUGGACUUUCGGAAUGCCCGUGCCAGGCAGCCGGAAAUUGUGCGAUCCGUGCAAAAGGAUGCCCGCUAUACAAAUGAAUUGGCUGAGGAUUUGUCAGACGUGCUACGUCUGACUGGACCCCGUAACUGGAUCAAAUACAAUCAAUUGUGCAAGCUCUUGGCGGAACUCAGCUACCAUGGUUUCGCUUCCGUUAAUAAUUUGCAAACUCUUGGAGAGGAAUACACGGGAAUCAUACAAGUGGAUGGGCAAUACAAGCAGAUACCAAGUCGCCUGCUUCAAUUGUUGGCCAUUAUUUUGGAAUUCGGUGGUGACUCUUUGUUCAUGCGCCUAUUGCACAAAUCGGAAGUUUUUAUUGCCAAUCAUGAGGAGAUUCGCCCCGAGGCGAAGCAACAGAUAAAGAAACUCAUCCAUCGAUUACGACAGUCACCUAGCUAUGUAAAGGCUUUGCACAAAUCCCUUUUCUAUCUGGAUGCCAGUAAAUACCAGUUGUCGAAGCGAACGACUGGAAUAAAUUAUGUGCUCAUUCGUCACUGGCUGCAGCCGGAGUUCUCUCUUUAUGGGUAUAAAAUUCUGGGUGCUAUUACAUUCCUUCAGGUCACCGUGUCAUUGGCAAUCAGCAGUUGGGAUAUGUGGCGAGAGCACAAACGCCAGCAAAUGGAAGCCGUUAAGCAGGCCUGCAAACGUUUCCUGCUCCAAAAACAAUCAUCUAAGGAAAAGUCUACAAUACCAGAUGCUCCUCAGUGUAUUCUCUGUCUGGAAGCUAGAACAAAUUGUAGUCUAACUCCCUGUGGACACUUGUUCUGCUGGAGCUGCAUUCUCGACUGGUUGGAGGAGCGCGAUGAGUGUCCCUUGUGUCGGGAAUCUCUAAAGAAAUCCCAAGUGAUACAACUACAAAAUUUUGUCUGAUAUGCAAUAGAAAUAAAAGAAGGGAUGGGAUUUAUAUCCCAUAUAUUAA